UUCUAUGAUGAUCAUGUACUUUUUUCCCAAGCAAAAAGAAAAACAUUUUGUACUAAUCUAAAUUAAUUUUAUAGAGACAACUGAUCUUCCGCUAUGGACUCGAAGCAAAAAAUGAGCUCUAACUCUAAUAGCAAGAGACCACCGCCUGACCCAGUGGCUGUGCUGAGAGGCCACCGCGCUUCCGUCACCGAUGCAUGUUUCCAUCCUUCCAAACCCAUUUUGUUCACCGGCUCUUCAGACGGUGAGUUGCGGAUUUGGGACACAACCCAGCAUCGCACAGUAUCAUCUUCAUGGGUGCAUAGUACUGCGCAUGGGAUUAUAGCUGUUGCUUGUAGUUCUUUGUUGGGGACCAACAAAGUUAUCAGUCAGGGCAGGGAUGGAACUGUCAAGUAUUGGGACAUCGAAGAGGGAGGUCUCUCCAGGACACCUUCACUUACAAUCAGUUCAAAUGCUUACCACUUUUGCAAGCUUUCUUUGGUGAAGAAACCUAUUGCUAAUGCAAAGCAAGGGAAGGAAACUGUUGAUAUAGAAAUUUCAAAAGAUAGCAGAGGAAAGACUGCAGAAAAUCAAGUAGAGGGUUCCAACACCUUUGAAGAUCAUUUUCAAGGUGGGUUAAUAGAAGAAACAUAUGUUGAAGAACUUAAGUAUGUGGCUAUGGCAGGAGAGCAAUCUUAUGAGGUUGAGAUUUGGGAUCUCAAUACAGGUGAAAGGUCUGUACGGCUACCUCAAGAGAGCGCUGUUGGUUCUUCUAGUUUCUCUACUAAGGAGAGAGGAAUGUGCAUGGCAGUUCAAUCAUUUUUACUCCCUGGAUCACAGGGUUUUCUUAAUGUCUUAGCGGGUUAUGAGGAUGGUUCCAUUCUUUGGUGGGAUAUACGUAAUCCUGGGAUUCCUAUAACUUCUGUGAAGUUCCAUUCGGAGCCAGUUCUAAGUUUAUGCGUUGAUGGAUCAUGCAAUGGAGGUAUCUCAGGGGCAGCAGAUAACAAGAUUGUAAUCUACAAUUUGGAUUAUCCCAUGGGUUCUUGUGUUGUUAAGAAAGAAAUUAGUUUAGAACGGCCAGGCAUAUCCAGUACCUCAAUUCGUCCAGAUUGUAAAAUUGCUGCAACUGCUGGCUGGGACCAUAGAGUUAGAAUAUACAAUUAUCGCAAAGGAAAUCCUCUGGCAAUUCUGAAAUAUCACCAUGCUACGAUUUGGAGGACUUGUCUGUUGAAGUGGGAAAAGAGUUUAGGGAAGGAGUGCAAUUAUUGAAGUAAUGUGAAGAUAAAGGAGUCAUCUGGAAGAUAAGGAUCUAAUCCUGAAUCUAUUCCCUUGCAUUAAAGCCUUAAACUGGGGUCUUUUCAGAAUACCCAUUGCCGUCCCAUGUUUGUCAGAAUCCUUUGGGUCAUGACAAUAGCUGCUCAUGCAGGGAACAGUUGUUCACAUGGUGAGUUUUCCAUUUGUUAAACAGUUCACAUCAACUGUGAUACUGACUUCUUUUCUCUUCCUAUAUUCCUUUCAUUGCUUGAUUAUAACAAACUUUAAACUAAGUGAUACUAACUCAUUUUUACUCAAAACUGUAUUCAUUCCAGGACGCAAUAUAUGGAUUCUUUUUCUGCAUAAAUUAUUAAGCUAUGCUUAACUACAAGAUUUCAAUUACUAUGAACAAUUGGAAAGUUGUCAUGAAUAAAAAAAACGAGCAUUUUAUGCCGAUACGAUCUAAGUUUCUGAGAAUGAUUUUCAAUGAAUCGUUCUUCGUCUCUAAAUCCGUCUCAGUAUUAUUUUAAAGGAACGGAAUUGGAAACCGAUUAAUUUAUAUUGAUGUCAUAUCAAUAUUGACAAACAAAUCUACACAAAGAAAAUACAGAUUGUGAAGAUCUCAACGUAACAUCUGAAGCUCACUUUCCACCCUUAAAAGCAUCCGACCAAGAAACCGGCUAACGACUCCAAGUCUGAUUUGGAUGCAAAGUUCGGUCGUCCGGCCAGGAUGGUCUUCGAAAGCAUUUGUGUAGUUUUGACUUUUGACAGUUCAUGCCCUUUACUGUUUAGCACCUUUUUAUCACUUUGAAGUCCAAGCACGUAAAAUAAAAAAGGCCAGUAGAACUUAAGCAAGUACGUACGUUGGUGCCCCAUGUGCCAAGGACAAACUUUUAACCACGCUAUAAUGUUGGUAUGUCCCAAUCAAAAGCACUAGUUUAAUCAGUUUGUCUUGUUCCCCAACAACAGCCAAAGAAAACUUGUUCUUUUUCGACAUGGAUCAUUUGGGUUCACAGCUUCAUUGAGUUUGCUAUAAUGAUGUCCUUACCAUGUGCUCCUGGAAUCUUCUUCCCUACACCCCCCUUUUGUUUCACAUC
Messenger RNA from Durio zibethinus, 2327 nucleotides. The record is from RefSeq and is a predicted model, not a curated record. NCBI's taxonomy places the organism in Eukaryota, Viridiplantae, Streptophyta, Magnoliopsida, Malvales, Malvaceae.